This is a messenger RNA of Habropoda laboriosa, 1798 nucleotides long. RefSeq names its product galactosylgalactosylxylosylprotein 3-beta-glucuronosyltransferase P (gene GlcAT-P). The transcript is spliced from 4 exons. Gene Ontology annotation, cellular component: Golgi membrane. The record is from RefSeq and is a predicted model, not a curated record. Gene Ontology annotation, biological process: carbohydrate metabolic process; chondroitin sulfate proteoglycan biosynthetic process. NCBI's taxonomy places the organism in Eukaryota, Metazoa, Arthropoda, Insecta, Hymenoptera, Apidae. Gene Ontology annotation, molecular function: galactosylgalactosylxylosylprotein 3-beta-glucuronosyltransferase activity.
AGAAGUCAGUGGUAUUCAAAUGUGGACCAGCCUCAGUUCAACGAUGUCAGUGACAACGUGCUUCCGUCGUGCGGUUUUUUGGACAUGGUCGUGAUAGCCUGAAAAUUUGUAAAAUCAAGCAUUAGAAAGUAAUCUUUAUGAUCACAUACGUAUUUUGAGGUUCCUGUGGUUGUCAGGUUAUCUGUCGCGCAGGAAAACCGCCGCGCAUUGAGAGUCCGUCACGAUUGUUAAAUGCAUUUACUUUUUGAAACAACUCAUUUAUUAAACAGACAAAACAUAACAGUCAAGUUCAGAGGAACAAUUAGUCGUUAAGAAUCGUGAAGAAGCUGCAAUGUUAUUACCGUGUAGUUUAUACAGGGGAAUAAAGUGUGGUAUACGCGUAUUUAGCUGAGUGUCGCGACGAGAUAACUACAGGCGGAACAAAAUCACCAGUGUCAAACUUCAAUCGGAAUUUAUCGUGUUCUGUCGCGAUGUCUCCAAACAACGACGAUACCUUGACUACCGUUUGAUUGUUUCUCGUCGCGUGAAGCACGCGCCAACCGUUGACAUGUGCGUCAAUCUCUGGCUUGUACGAACAUAAGAAGAACGGAACAAUUACGGCUCGUCAGCGAAGUAUGAACACCGAUUAUCAGGUCUUGGUAUGAUGAGGCCAUCCAUGAAAAUGGGGAUGAUAGUCUUGAUAGGUGUGUUCGUGGUGUUUUACCAGUAUCAUUUGUCCACUGGCGUGGGAUUCGAUCAGUUGACUGACUUCAACACUGAAAUGGUAAAGCAUUAAGAGAUCAAAUCUUCUUUACCUCUAUUCAGCCAUGUCGACUUCUUUGAAACGUUCUCUUUCUAUUUGUAGAUCAAAAGUGUCGUGCGCAGGGUUCAAGAAGCGAAUGGGCUAAGUCCAGACACGGCGUCGAUGUUGGUGCAGGAGCUGGUGAAUCAUUUGCACAAGAAUAUCCUUGAAUUGUCCGAGAACAAUUCGAAGAUCGUGCAACGCUUAGAACCACCAGCUAAAAAUGAAUUGUCGAGAGAACAGAAGCUAUUGAUUAAGUUCAACGAAACGCUAGAACCGCUGUAUAUAAUCACACCGACGUAUCGCAGACCGGAACAGAUUCCAGAACUCACCAGGAUGUCGCACACUUUGAUGCUGGUGAAGAAUGUUCACUGGCUCGUUAUCGAGGACGCGACCGUCACCACCAAACAAGUCACAAGGCUUCUGGAGCGAACGGGACUCAAGUUUGAGCAUCUUACUGCCCCGAUGCCCGAGAAGUACAAGCAGAAAAAGGGUGCCAAACCACGAGGCGUGUCUAAUAGGAACCGUGGCUUACAGUGGAUCAGGGCGAACGCGACAAACGGCGUUUUUUAUUUCGCCGACGAUGACAAUACGUACGAUAUAGCCCUAUUUGAUGAGAUACGCAAGACGAAACGCGUCUCCAUGUUCCCCGUGGGCCUGUGCACGAAAUUUGGUUUAAGUUCACCUAUCAUUAAGAAUGGUAAAUUUGUUGGAUUUUACGACGGUUGGAUUGCCGGUAGAAAGUUCCCAGUCGAUAUGGCAGGUUUCGCUGUGAGCGUGAAGUUCCUACUCCAGAGGCCAAACGCUACCAUGCCAUUCAAGGCUGGUUACGAAGAGGACGGUUUUCUGAAAAGUUUGGUGCCGUUUGAGCCAAAGGACAUCGAGUUCUUGGCUGAUAAUUGCACCAGGGUGCUCGCGUGGCACACACAGACGAAGAAGAACGAACCUAGCGCGCCGCUAAACAUGAAACUGUACGGUGAAACGAACCUGGUUAAAUUGAAACAGCAGAUAGUAUGA